CCGAAUAGAUUGCUGUGUACUGUCGCCUCAGCAGCACAUUAUCAUUCUCUCGCAUGACAUUCAGACGUCAAGGAGCAGUAAACGAAUAAAACCAUCAGCAUAUAUAGCAAAUUGAAAAGAGAAUAACUUUCAGUAAUUGUUCUCAAUAAACAAACCUACCCUAAGACGUGUGUUGGAAACAAGUAGUUGGAAACGUCAACAGUACCACUACUUAUAGCGACAGGAUUCCAGCAAAUCAAAUUUUCUUUCAAGCUUUGCCACUGCACUUUGGGAUAAAACUGAAAAAUAACGGAUUUGUCUCACCCUCCAAAGAAAGCAAAGCUGCUUCACAAAGUGUGGGAGUUAUAUUUAUAUCUGGAGAAAAGUAAUUUAAAGUUAAAUGAGUGUUAUUGUGUUGUCGACCAGAAAUGAGAGUGAAUGAAUGAAAGUGAUGCCUUACUCCUGUUAGAGAUAAAAUCAUAUACACACGGAAGAUACCUAGGUGGGGUGGAACGUAUUAAAUAAAAAAGGAUACUACGUGACUGUGCGGAGCAAGCACAUACCUAUUGUGUUGAUUUCCCCUUGGAAGAAGAAAAGUUGAGUCAAGUAAACAGAACCGGAAGAAGUGGACGACCAAGCAAAGAUUCUUUGCCAUAACUCAAUUUGAAGCACAACGACGAGUUCAUUUGGAUCCCAAAAUACCAUCAAGUUGGAAGGAAAAAUAUUUUCAGCAGUGAAUAAUUUCUUCACUGGUUCAACCAUUGCCAGGGAAAUUCGACAGUUAAUGACGCGACAUUCAGGGGAUUCCCCCGAACGGGAUUCUACAGAAAUAGACGAAUCUCUAGGUGUAUCUUUCCAAAACAACCAGAGACUUGAUAAUAUUCAAAACACCAUGGAAGGCGGCAGUAGCCAUCAUAACGACCAAUUUGCUGAUGACGACAUUGAUACUCAGCAAUCACCAGGUCAGUCGAAAAGUGCAGCGUCUAGUACAGAUGGAGUUUUCUUCACUUCACGACAGUACACAAAAAGUGGAAGUGUCGAACAAUCUAAUCGACGAUUUAUUUCGAAAUCUCAAAUGAAAGAGUUUCGGGAAGCUUUCCGGCUGUUCGAUAAGGAUGGUGAUGGUUGCAUCACCAAAGAGGAAUUGGGUACAGUGAUGAGGUCACUGGGACAAUUUGCUCGAGUAGAGGAGUUACAGGAAAUGCUUCUGGAAAUAGACGUUGAUGGGGACGGAAAUGUCAGUUUCGAAGAAUUCGUUGAUAUCCUUUCAAAUAUGACCACCGAUCAAACUGGUCUCUCUCCAGCUGAUCAAGAAGAGCGUGAAUUGCGAGAUGCUUUUAGAGUUUUCGACAAACAUAAUCGUGGCUACAUAACAGCAUCAGAUCUUCGAGCAGUUUUACAAUGUCUGGGGGAAGACCUUGACGAAGAUGAAAUUGAAGAUAUGAUAAAGGAGGUUGAUGUUGAUGGCGAUGGUAAAAUUGACUUCUAUGAAUUCGUGCAUGCUUUGGGUGAGCCGGAGGACUCACAGGAGAAUGAUGAUGACGAUGAAAUAACUUCACCAUUACCAACUCCACGUUCAACUUUGUCAUCCUAUACUGACCAAUUGGCAACACAUUAAAUGACGCUAUUUACGUAUUCUGGUAGAAAGGAGUAACAAAGUAAAGAAAUGAAUGGUUUUCGUGUAAUAUAGUUUCGGCGCUUUCGUGGAUACCUGUAAUCAGUAUUAUGUAUUUAUUAAAAAACUACCCUCAUGCUAUUUUAUAAAUACACUCCCCCGUUUGGUUUGAAUUCGAAAGGAGUCCUUCCUACAAUACAUUUCAUUGUUUGUGCACAAGCAUCUUUGAAGUUUCACCACACUCUUCUUUCCAUAGCUUGGCACACGCUUUUACGUAUUAAAUCGUUGUUUACAUACGAUAUUUCGAUUUGCUUCAACUAAAAGAUUCAUUUCAUUCGAAUGAGUGGACCAUAUUGCCAAAGCAUAUGCCAAAGGUGCUAAGAAAGAGGUUCGUGUUUCAAAAGUAGUCAAAAGUCAGCUAGGUUUUUUCCUUAUUAUCUAAACUCAAUAACUUUUACAUACACAUAUCUUCGCUACGUAAACAUAUUCGCU
Hermetia illucens (black soldier fly) is the source of this 2086-nucleotide messenger RNA. Its product is annotated as calmodulin-1. The transcript has 7 exons. The record is from RefSeq and is a predicted model, not a curated record. NCBI's taxonomy places the organism in Eukaryota, Metazoa, Arthropoda, Insecta, Diptera, Stratiomyidae. The coding region runs from base 764 to 1597 and encodes 277 amino acids. Gene Ontology annotation, molecular function: enzyme regulator activity; calcium ion binding.